Messenger RNA from Grus americana (Whooping crane), 1414 nucleotides. Its product is annotated as chondroitin sulfate synthase 3-like. The coding region runs from base 188 to 1270 and encodes 360 amino acids. Gene Ontology annotation, cellular component: membrane. The transcript has 3 exons. The record is from RefSeq and is a predicted model, not a curated record. Gene Ontology annotation, molecular function: glucuronosyl-N-acetylgalactosaminyl-proteoglycan 4-beta-N-acetylgalactosaminyltransferase activity. NCBI's taxonomy places the organism in Eukaryota, Metazoa, Chordata, Aves, Gruiformes, Gruidae.
GCCCUCACGCCCGGAGAAGUUUGACUCGGGAGCAGCGCAGCCGCCCGGGCCGGCGCGGCGGGGCAGGGAGCCGCGGCGGGAGUCGCCGCACCCGGGGCCGCAGCGGGACGGGGGUCGCCUCCAGCGGGAGGCGGCGGGGGGAAGCCGGCGGCGGCAGCGGCGCUCCGGGAGCCGCCCCGCCCGCGCCAUGGCAGCCCGGUCCCGGAGACCCUGGCUGAGCGUGGGGCUGGGGCUGGGGCUGGUGCUGGGUUUCACCGCCGCCUCCUGGCUCAUCGCCCCGAAAGUGGCCGAGCUGAGCGAAAAGAAGAGGCGCGGCUCCAGCCUCUGCUCCUACUACGGCCGCUCGGCGGGGCCGGGGGCGGCCGGGGGCGCGGCGGUGCCGGGCGGGCAGCAGGCGCCGCCGGAGGCAGCGGCGGUGCUGGGCGGCACGAGUUUCAGGAGCAGCCCCUGGGAGCUGCCGCCGCCGCCGGCGGAGGGCAUGGUGUCCAGCCCCGCCGCCGGCGGGGAAGGGGAGCCGGAGGAGGAGGAAGGCGGCGAGAAGCGGAGCGGCCGGCCCGGCGGCAGCCACAACGGGAGCGGGGACUGGGGGGGCGCCCCGGGCUACGCCAAGCCCCGCAACUUCCUCUACGUGGGGGUGAUGACGGCCCAGAAGUACCUGGGCAGCCGGGCGGUGGCGGCGCAGCGGACGUGGGCGCCCUCGGUGCCGGGCCGCGUGGAGUUCUUCUCCAGCCAGGGCUCCGCCGCGCCCCCCGGGCUGCCCCGGCUGCCCGUCGUCGCCCUGCCCGGCGUGGACGACUCCUACCCGCCGCAGAAGAAGUCUUUCAUGAUGAUCAAGUACAUGCACGACCGCUACCUGGACAAGUACGAAUGGUUCAUGCGGGCGGACGACGACGUCUACAUUAAAGGUGAAAAAUUGGAGGAGUUUCUUCGCUCACUGAACAGUAGUAAACCUCUGUAUUUGGGACCGACUGGUCUGGGUAAUAUUGAAGAACUCGGAAAACUUGGGCUGGAGCCUGGAGAGAAUUUCUGCAUGGGAGGGCCGGGAAUGAUCUUCAGCCGGGAGGUUCUCAGGAGGAUGGUGCCACAUAUUGGUGAAUGCCUUGGAGAAAUGUACACCACUCAUGAGGACGUGGAGGUGGGCAGGUGUGUCCGAAGGUUUGGAGGAACUCAGUGUGUUUGGUCAUAUGAGCUGAAUCAGCACUCACGGCAAAGCUUUGCUGAGCACAAGCAUCAGAAGAACGAAGAGGUGGUCACGUUCAUCCAGGAAUGAAGGGGCAAGAGAGUGCCAAACUGCCUGUCUUGGCAGCAGCUUACCUUCAAAUUGGCUGGAAGCAACACUGAACUGCAGCCUAAAUCUAGUUCCUUGCUCCAUGAGGAAUUAUCAGCUAGAAGUGUUGUAUUUUGAGUGGAUGAU